This is a messenger RNA of Syngnathoides biaculeatus (alligator pipefish), 1774 nucleotides long. Its product is annotated as ras association domain-containing protein 8-like. Bases 80 to 889 code for a protein of 269 amino acids. Lineage: Eukaryota; Metazoa; Chordata; Actinopteri; Syngnathiformes; Syngnathidae. The record is from RefSeq and is a predicted model, not a curated record. The transcript has 4 exons.
GGUGAAUAUGUGAUGUUGAUUUUGCACAUUAACAAGCCAAAUUAACCACAGAACUACAUGGAGAGGACAAGCAGUAUCAAUGAUCAAGAACUUAAAUUCAGAGCUUUCGUGGGUGCUGUAUGUCAUUGAUGGAGCUCAAGGUGUGUGUGGAGGGUGUGAUCCGGGUGGUGUGUGGCAUAUCCCAAACAACUUCUUGUCAGGAUGUUGUCAUUUCUCUUGCACAGGCAAUUGGCCAAACCGGCCGUUACAUUCUAAUCUUGAAAUUACGGGCACAGAGAGGCAGCUAGGUGCCAAAGAAUGUCCGCUGCAGCAUCUGAAUAAGCUUGGACAGUUGGCUUCAGAGGUUCAUUUCCUACUGCGACGGACUGGUCCCAGCCUGAGCGAUCGGCAAGAAAAAUCAUCCAGAAUCAUUCACCCUGGUCUGCUCAAAACACAAGACUCAGAGCCCCCUGUGAAUUUUCUCGAUUCUCACUACCCACCAAUGAUGAAUGGCACUUCCUCCUCCUGCAAAGAGGUGCUAUUUAGGCAGAUUCUGCAGAAACACAGGAUGCUAAAAGUCUUGCAGCUUCAGCUUCAAGAUCUGGAAGAUGAGAUGGAGUGGUGGAAACAAGAAAAGGCAUCUGCUAAAAUUCCUGGAUGGAACUGUGCCACCACAAAUGAACUAGACCAACUGGAGCAAUGCUUCAGAAAUAACGAGGCAGAGUUGAUGCAGAAUCAUUUAUGGAGCGAGAGGUUACAGGAAGAAACAGACAGAGAACAAGAAUUGCAGAGCGGCCUACACCAGAUCCAUUCAUCAGUAGAUGAUUACAGUCAACGCAUCGAAGAGCUUCUUGUCCGUUCUUCCCCCGAAAAUCGGACCUCAACUCUCGCAUCCAGCAGGGAGAACUGAAUGACACAUUGUCAAGGAGUAUGAAAUAUCUACAAACUACAGUGGAAAGUCGUAGGGUAUGAAUUUUCAUUUCUUUUCCCCUGAUUGGAAUUACAGCCCACCAAAAUAGGUAUUGGGUGUCACGAUUCAAACCACCCCUGCUGAAGUUCACUGGCAUUUCCUCAAAUUGGCCGGUGUUAAUGUGAAGACACGCAUGACUGUUGCUUUUGUUUUUUGAGAGAUUCCAGCCAGAUUUUAUUUUUUUCUAAUAUAAUCUACAUCAUUCUUUGCGGAAAAUUGAGACAAUUGAGGUGCUGAAAAUUAAUCUGAUACAGUGUAUCUUGUAGGAUUUUAUUCAGCAGAGCAGUGGUGCGUCACUUGGAGACUUGGAGCCUGUCCUCAGCAAUGCUGGCAUUAAGGGAUGGGUCUGACCUGCUGAUGGAAUUUAUGGUGAAUAAUGUGUAUUGGUGCUCGAAAUUUAUUCAUGUGUAACUCUUUAUUUGUAUUCGCUACCCCCAGAAGGACCCAUGCUAUAGUGUUUUUGGAUAACGUUUGUAAUAAAUUAACCCAAAAUUCACCAACUAUUCAAUUAUUUGAUAGCAACAUUGCAGUCUCAGUUUAUAUCUUUGUUUUGCAACGUUAAAAUUGUUCAUUAUUUUAAAAAUGUAUUCUGGAUAAAACCUAUUUUUAUAUUGCUAAACAGGAGUAGUUACAAGAAAACGGUUUGGUCAAACCUCAAAAGCCCAUAAAAGGGGAAACACUACCAUCUACUGGCUUCCGUGAGACAGUGCACAGGUUGCAAAAGUAAACGUCCAAAAUAAUGUGAAAGAAAAUAUACAUGCAUAGCUUAUUGGCUGGCAACCAGUUCAGGGUGUACCCGGCCACCUGCCCGAUUAUAGCUAGGAU